AUGAUUAAUAUCGCCCUCAACAAACCAGCAUACCAGCAGUACCAAUUUGACUCAUGGAACAACGUUUUUAACGCUCGUAAUGCCGUAGAUGGACAAAAAUCUAACCUUACUUGGCAAGCUGGUCAAUGUGCAAUAUCAGCAGAUAAUAUACAGACCGCCACCUGGUGGGUGAAUCUGACCAGCAUACACAGCAUCCAUCACAUCACCAUCUACUUCAGAACGGACAAUUUUGAAUGGAAUGCAGCAAAUGACCACACAGGUAGAGUUCUUGGAUUUUCGUUGUAUGUAUCUAAUACAACUGACAGAUUACAUGGAACACUGUGUUACAAGGACGACAACUUUACAAGAGAUACCCUACCUGUUGUCUUCACCACCACCUGUCCUGUACGUGGACAGUACGUAAUCUACUACAACGAGAGACUGCCAGGAAUUACAUAUCCUGACGGGUACUCGAAGUAUGCUUACAAUGACCUCUGUGAAGUUGAGGUUUAUGGAUGCCCCGUGCAGGGAUUCUUUAGAUCAAAUUGUUCAGAUUCCUGUCCAGAUGUUAACUGCCAUAUUUGUCAAAUAGAAACAGGAGUCUGUCAAGGUUGUGGGCCAGGGUUUCAGGGUCAUCGCUGUCAAUUUGAAUGCAGCGACGGUAUGUUUGGAGAGUUGUGCCAAAACAAGUGUGGACAUUGUGCAAAUUUAUCACAGUGUGACAACAUUGACGGGACUUGUCAAAAGGGGUGCCAACCAGGAUACAAAUCGGAAUUCUGCAAUCAGUCUUGUACCGAUAGUAUGUAUGGAAACAAUUGCAAUCAUUCCUGUGGAAGAUGUUUCGAGUCGGAACAAUGUCAUCACAUUACCGGAUAUUGUAUCAAUGGGUGUGAAAGCGGAUACCAGAGUUUAAAAUGCACGGAAGAAUGCGAUGAUAAUUACUUUGGAAUUAACUGUUUACAACAAUGUGACAGUAAAUGUAAUGGCUGCAACAAAACCACAGGAAUAUGUGAUAAAGGAUGCCAACCAGGCUGGGUAGGGGCAUCAUGUCAAAAAGAGUGCGAUCCUGGAUUUUAUGGAGACAAUUGUACCAGUAAGUGCAGUCACUGUUUGAACAGCACGACGUGUGACCACGUGACUGGAGUGUGUUUUGAAGGAUGUAAACCUGGAUACAGAGAACCGACUUGUGACACGGAGUGCAUUCCUGGAUUUUAUGGACACAAUUGUACCAGUAAGUGCAGUCACUGUUUGAACAGCACGACAUGUGACCACGUGACUGGAGUGUGUUUUGGAGGCUGUGAACCUGGAUACAGAGAACCGACCUGUGACACGGAUUGUGAAAAAGGAUCGUAUGGAGUUAGAUGUACUGAAAAAUGCGGACACUGUCUUGGUGGUGACAAGUGUUCUCAUAUUAAUGGGACAUGUUUAACCGGAUGUGAUGCUGGUUAUCACGGAGGCUUGUGUAAAAAACAUUGUGAAAAAGGAUCGUAUGGAGUUAGAUGUACUGAAAAAUGCGGACACUGUCUUGAUGGUGACAAGUGUUCUCAUAUUAAUGGGACAUGUUUAACCGGAUGUGAUGCUGGUUAUCACGGAGGCUUGUGUAAAAAACAUUGUGAAAAAGGAUCGUAUGGAGUUAGAUGUACUGAAAAAUGCGGACACUGUCUUGGUGGUGACAAGUGUUCUCAUAUUAAUGGGACAUGUUUAACCGGAUGUGAUGCUGGUUAUCACGGAGGCUUGUGUAAAAAACAUUGUGAAAAAGGAUCGUAUGGAGUUAGAUGUACUGAAAAAUGCGGACACUGUCUUGAUGGUGACAAGUGUUCUCAUAUUAAUGGGACAUGUUUAACCGGAUGUGAUGCUGGUUAUCACGGAGGCUUGUGUAAAAAACAUUGUGAAAAAGGAUCGUAUGGAGUUAGAUGUACUGAAAAAUGCGGACACUGUCUUGAUGGUGACAAGUGUUCUCAUAUUAAUGGGACAUGUUUAACCGGAUGUGAUGCUGGUUAUCACGGAGGCUUGUGUAAAAAUCUAUCAAAACUUGCGAGUGAUGAGAAAAACUGCUGGAAAGCUGAGUUUAAUGGAAUUGUCAGUGCAUUUUGCAUCUUACUCAUUGUCAAUGCGAUUGUCAUUGCAUACUUUGUAGUGAAACGAAUUAGAAAUUCCAAAGCAGAACUUCCAAUGAUUCUUCAAUCUAUUGAUUCUGUAAAAGCAAGAGAAAGUGAUGUUUUCAAUGUGUAUAUUAACGAAAUCGAUACAACUUACUACCAAACACUUGGAGAAAUCAACAAAGCUGAAACAUAUGAUACUAUUCAGCAUAAUAUGAACUGCAAUUGAUUGCUGUUAAUUAAAAACUUUAGAAACUAGCGACGUUUUCUUGUUCAGGUACGUGUAGUUAGCAAUAAUGUCAUGAAGAGCAACCAGUUAUCAAAUAAAACCACUCUAAUCCUGGACAAACUGGGAACUUUAGGGAACAACCAAUACCUUGAUAAAAGAAAGGGACCCUGGUAAAUUAAAAGCGUUUAAAAUCAAUAAAGAAAACAUCAUUUUUCCGCUGAUACCGGUAUUUGACCGAGAUUCAUACAUUACCAAAAAGCUUUUUUUUUGAUGAAUUUUAAAAUUUGCGUUUAAAACUGCACUUAUAUAGUUUUACAUUUCUGAAAAUUGUACUCAUUGUUUCCUCAAUUUAUAUUGAUAGAUUAAAACUCGACAACUACUUUUGGCUAGGUUUACUUGUUUGUAACAAAGUCCUAUACUUUGAUCUAAAUGUUAAAUGAAUUUAAAGUAUGCUGUGUUUUUAUAGCAUCUUCAAUAAAAUAACAUUAAUCAUAUUUUUUAUACAUGUAAACUAUUCAAAUAAUUGUCAUAAUUAUAAUGCUUGAUUUUAUGAUAUACAUGUAGUGUUUGAUUUAAUGUUAUAGACAAUAAUGGAAUUUAUCCCAAAGGAUAAAUUCAUUGAUACAAGCAACAGCAACCAUAUCCUUAGUCGUGAUCCUAAUAAGGAUAAGGUUAGCUUUAUCUUAACCAUUGGAUUUGGUGUUCGCAAUUGCUAUCGGGUUCGGCAUCCUUUUUCAUCAACUUCCAUGAUGCCGGAUCAUCUGACAAAAUUACAGGCGGAAUUUGCAACAUGGCAAGGUUUCUCAGGUCUUUGAUGUAGGCAACUGUUCCCAGGGCCUGCUCAAAGCUUGAGAAUAAGUGGUCAACUGUCCCCAGGGUCUACCUAGCCUAGCCAUUUACCCGCUUUAAGCAAAGCGCUAUUUAUCUACUCUACUGUUUGAUCCAUUGAUUAUCUGUUGACUCAAUUCAUCAAUUGACAAUGAUAUUGAUUGAUAGAUUGAUUGAUUAUGGGUUGAUUUAUUCAAUAAUUCUACAUGUAUUGCUAAUGUAAUUGAUUUAUAUUGAUUGAUCAACAAUUUGAUAGAUUGAUUUAUGGAAAAAUUGAUUGAACAAUCCUAUUGCUGAUGUGAUUGAUUUAUAUUUAGUGAUUGAACAAAUGAUUGUUGAUGAUUGAUUGAUUGAUUUAUUGUGCAGCCAUAUACCUGCUCACCAAUUGGGUGGCAGGUCGGUUGCUAAAAUGCAUGUUCAAUUUCAAUAAAUAAGCCAUGACCAAAA
Molecule: messenger RNA, 3582 nt
Organism: Magallana angulata
Lineage: Eukaryota; Metazoa; Mollusca; Bivalvia; Ostreida; Ostreidae
Product: multiple epidermal growth factor-like domains protein 10
Exons: 16
Coding region: 1-2307 (768 amino acids)
Molecular function (GO): scavenger receptor activity
Source: RefSeq, a predicted model, not a curated record